Coregonus clupeaformis (lake whitefish) is the source of this 1450-nucleotide messenger RNA. RefSeq names its product carboxypeptidase A1. NCBI's taxonomy places the organism in Eukaryota, Metazoa, Chordata, Actinopteri, Salmoniformes, Salmonidae. Gene Ontology annotation, molecular function: zinc ion binding; metallocarboxypeptidase activity. Gene Ontology annotation, biological process: proteolysis. The coding region runs from base 38 to 1303 and encodes 421 amino acids. The transcript is spliced from 11 exons. The record is from RefSeq and is a predicted model, not a curated record.
GGUGGGUACUGCAUGUGGCUCUACUCUAUUGGUAACGAUGAAGGGGCUGCUUGUUCUGACUGCGCUGUUUGUGGCCGUUUUCGGCAAGGAGACUUUUGAGGGGGACCAGGUCCUUCGUAUCACUGCGAGGGAUGAGGUCCAGCUCACUCUUCUGAGGGACCUGUCUGAGAUGGAACAUCUCCAGUUAGAUGUGUGGAUGGAGCCCACUGACCUCUCCACUCCUGUGGACAUCAGAGUUCCCUUCACCAGCCUGCAAACCGUCAAGGCCUUCCUGGAGACCGAGGACAUUGAGUACGUCAUCAUGAUCAGGGACCUGCAGGUUAUGCUGGACGAGGAGAAUGAGCAGAUGCUGAGUGCUGCCCGUGUCACUGCCCCCAGAACCAGCGACGACUAUGACUACUCCAACUACCACACCAUUGCCGACAUCUACGCUUUCCAGGACAUGCUGGUGGCUGAGAACCCCAAUCUGGUCAGCAAGAUCGUGAUUGGCCAGAGCUACCAGGGACGCCCCCUGAAUGUGCUCAAGUUCAGCACUGGUGGAACCAACAAACCUGGUAUCUGGUUUGACACUGGAAUCCACUCCAGGGAAUGGGUCACUCAGGCUAGCGGUACCUGGUUCGCCAAGAAGAUUGUGACCGACUACGGACGUGACGCAGCCCUCACCGCCAUCCUGGACAAGAUGGAUAUCUUCCUGGAGAUUGUGACCAACCCAGACGGCUACUACUACACCCACACUAGCAACCGUAUGUGGCGUAAGACCAGGAAGCCCAACCCUGGCUCUUCCUGCAUUGGAACUGACCCCAACAGAAACUGGGAUGCUGGUUUUGGAGGUCCCGGUGCCAGUAACAGCCCCUGCUCUGAGACUUACCGCGGACCCAAGGCUCACUCUGAGUCUGAGGUCAAGUCCAUCGUGGACUUUGUCAAGUCUCACGGCAACUUGAAGGCCUUCGUGUCCAUCCAUUCCUACUCCCAGAUGCUCCUCUACCCCUACGGUUACACCACGACCCCCUGCAAGGACCAGAGUGAACUGGACAACCUGGCCAGGAAGGCUAUCACUGAUCUGGCUUCCCUGUAUGGAACUUCCUACAGAUACGGAAGCAUAAUCAACACCAUCUAUCAGGCUAGCGGUGGUACCAUUGACUGGACCUACAACCAGGGCAUCAAGUACUCCUACACCUUUGAGCUGAGAGACACUGGUCGCUAUGGUUUCAUCCUGCCUGCCAAUCAGAUCCUCCCUACUGCCAAGGAGACUUGGCUGGCUCUGAUGGCCAUCAUGGAGCAUACCAAGGACAACACAAACUAGAGGGGUCACCACGACAACCUACUGGACUCUCUGUCAUUGUACUGUUGUACAUAGGUAUAUAUAGGAAAAGCCUAUCGGUAACAUUAUGUCUACCAUGUCUCUUUCCAGGCCCCAAAGAGACCAAUAAAUGUCAACUGUUAUACCUGA